This is a messenger RNA of Drosophila subobscura, 868 nucleotides long. RefSeq lists its product as uncharacterized. NCBI's taxonomy places the organism in Eukaryota, Metazoa, Arthropoda, Insecta, Diptera, Drosophilidae. Bases 241 to 741 code for a protein of 166 amino acids. The transcript has 2 exons. The record is from RefSeq and is a predicted model, not a curated record.
CGUCGUUCAGUUGAUUUCUGGCAACGGCAGAGAACAGUCGCAGCGGAUCGCGGAUCACGGGAACAACUUUAACUCAGAGCGAGAGUCGGGUGCACGUGUGCUCGAAGCAUAGAAACUAGCAAAAUAAAACAGCAGAUUCCCCCCGACUUGAACUCCGAUAAGGCAGCGGCAGAGCCACUGCUCUCAAGUGCAAAAACAAAACAGCAAAAAUACAAUUUAAACCAAAAAACUGAACCCAAGAUGAUGUCACACACAGUGAGGGUCUUCAAGAUGAUGUACAUUGUGGCGGGCAUUCUCAUCAGCAAUGCGGAAAUCUGCGACACGGUGGAUCGCAUACAAAUCGCGCCACGCGUUGACCUCAAGCCGGAGUGGGAGCAGCGUGCACUCGGCUCGGGCGGCGCCUCCUCGGGUUCAAGAUCACGCACGCAUUCGCGCAGCAACUCGGGCUCGGGCUCGGGCUCGAGCUCGGGCGAGGAGUCGGGAGAGCGCAAGCGACGCCGCCGCGUGAGUGUCAGCGGAUUGGCCGGCGGUGUGGUGCGUGGCGUGACGUCGCAGGUGACGAAGCGCGUCGGACACCGCUUCGGGUGGCUGUCGGACGUGCGGCUGAUACUGCAGCAGUGGCGCCAGCUGGCGCUCAGCUUCAACCUCUGGACCAUCCCGAACUUUGUGGUCGAGUGUGUGACCAGCUACAUGAGCAAAAAGUUGCUCAUCAACAGCGACUGUGAUAUGAUCUACAAGUAGGAUUCGGUUCGGAGUAGCAUUCCUCGUGUAAUUUAUUAAUAAGUGCCUUUUAGAUUUACAUUUUAGUUGUUAGAAUUUACUGUAAGAGUUGGCUAAAUAAACAACAAUUAGUUUAUAGACAGAGAGA